Molecule: messenger RNA, 1242 nt
Organism: Miscanthus lutarioriparius
Lineage: Eukaryota; Viridiplantae; Streptophyta; Magnoliopsida; Poales; Poaceae
Source: the annotation of a GenBank genome assembly
AUGAGGGAGUGCAUCUCCGUCCACAUCGGGCAGGCCGGCAUCCAAGUCGGCAACGCGUGCUGGGAACUUUACUGCCUCGAGCACGGCAUCCAGCCUGAUGGCCAAGUGCCUGGAGACAAGACCGCGGGACACCACGAUGACGCCUUCAGCACCUUCUUCAGCCAGACUGGUGCAGGGAAGCACGUGCCCCGUGCAAUCUUCAUUGAUCUUGAGCCCACUGUGAUCGACGAGGUGCGCACUGGCACUUACCGCCAGCUCUUCCACCCUGAGCAGCUCAUCAGCGGCAAGGAGGAUGCUGCUAACAACUUUGCCCGUGGCCACUACACAAUUGGCAAGGAGAUUGUUGAUCUGUGCCUUGACCGCAUCCGCAAGCUCGCUGACAACUGCACCGGGCUUCAGGGCUUCCUGGUCUUCAAUGCUGUUGGUGGUGGAACCGGCUCUGGCUUUGGUUCACUCCUCCUUGCGCCUGUCUGUGGAGUACGCGUGCUCUCCACCCACUCCUUGCUGGAGCACACAGAUGUCUCCAUCCUGCUCGACAAUGAGGCCAUCUAUGACAUCUGCAGGCGCUCGCUCGACAUUGAGAGGCCCAACUACUCCAACCUGAAUCGCCUUGUGUCUCAGGUGAUCUCAUCACUUACUACUUCCCUGAGGUUCGAUGGUGCCCUCAAUGUGGAUGUGAAUGAGUUCCAGACCAACCUGGUUCCUUACCCGAGGAUCCACUUCAUGCUCUCCUCAUACGCGCCAGUGAUCUCUUCGGCGAAGGCCUUCCACGAGCAGCUGUCGGUGGCAGAGAUCACCAGCAGCGCGUUCGAGCCGGCUUCCAUGAUGGUCAAGUGCGACCCACGGCACGGCAAGUACAUGGCGUGCUGCCUGAUGUACCGUGGCGACGUGGUGCCCAAGGACGUGAACGCCGCGGUGUCCCUCAUCAAGACGAAGCGCACCAUCCAGUUCGUGGACUGGUGCCCGACUGGGUUCAAGUGUGGCAUCAACUACCAGGCACCGACGGUGGUGCCGGGGGCCGACCUCGCCAAGGUGCAGCGCGCCGUGUGCAUGAUCUCCAACUCCACCAGCGUCGUCGAGGUGUUCUCCCGCAUCAACAGCAAGUUCGACCUCAUGUACGCCAAGCGCGCGUUCGCUCGCACACUGAAUGCGUCGGCGAGGGGGCAUGGAGGAGGGGGAGUUCUCCGAGGCACGCGAGGACCUGGCCGCCCUGGAGAAGGACUACGAGGAGGUUGCUGCUGA